Molecule: messenger RNA, 1110 nt
Organism: Schistocerca cancellata (South American locust)
Lineage: Eukaryota; Metazoa; Arthropoda; Insecta; Orthoptera; Acrididae
Product: odorant receptor Or2-like
Exons: 5
Coding region: 1-1110 (369 amino acids)
Biological process (GO): sensory perception of smell; detection of chemical stimulus involved in sensory perception of smell
Cellular component (GO): plasma membrane
Molecular function (GO): odorant binding; olfactory receptor activity
Source: RefSeq, a predicted model, not a curated record
AUGUCCAGCGCGGAAUCCUCUCCUUCAGCGGCAGCGGCAGCAGAGGCUGCCAGCGACCUCAACUACCUGCUACAGCCUCUGCACUGGACGGCCGUCAUGCGACACCCAAGUGGCGCCGCCUGCUCACCUUUCUGGUUCCGACUGUACACCCUCGCUAUGUUAUCGUUAGACCUGUCGUUCGUCUGCUCCACGCUCAUCGUGUUGUUCCGGGAGGGCACAGCGGAUAUGGACGUCUUCACACUGACCCUCAGUGUUGCAGACACAAACGGCACCUGGCUCUUCCGCUUGGCACACACCGUUAUGUGCGAGCGUGCCUUCCAUCAGCUCGCUGAUCAGGUGGGUCACGACUUCGCCGAGUUCUUGACUUGGGACGACAUCCCUCUGCUACGAGCGCAGUGCCGCGUAGUGCGCCGCUUCACGCUGACCUACAUCUGGUUUGGCGUGGGCGCCUGCGCAUACUUCCUGGUCUCUCCCGUGUGUGCUGAGGGUCUGCCCUACGUGCUGGCUCUGCCCUUUGACGCGAUGGAGCCGUUGGGCUUUGCCGCCGCGUGGGUCUUCUGCAUGGUAACGUGCCUGCACACCGUGGUGAUGACCAUGGUGCUCGACUCGUUGAACGUCAGCCUCAUUGCGCAGCUACGUAUGCAGCUCACACUGCUCAGCAGCAAAAUUGUAAAUCUCGCCAAAGUGCUGUCAGAGCGACCUGAGCACUCUUCUGAAACGACUGCCUGUCGUGAAGUUCGUAACCGACUGGAGAAGUGUGUCCGUCACCACCAAGCAAUUAUAAAGAAUGCAGAUUUGUUGGAGAAGACCCUGGGUGCGAUGCUGCUGGGGCAGAGCGUAUCCAUCGGCGCCUCUACUUGCUUCCAAAUGUUCCAACUUGCCACGAGCGAGAACGUGGCCCUGGCAGCCUACGAUGCGGCGACCUUACUGCAGGAAUGUCCUCUGUCCAUCAAACGGUCGCUGCUGCUCCUGAUGCACCGCGCGCAACGACCUCUGUGCAUCACGGCUAGUGGAUUCUUCCCCCUCUCCAGGGAGUCCUUUGUCGCGGUCGUCAAUGUGUCUUACUCAUUCUUCGCCAUUUUGCGAAAUUUCAAGAAGGAAGAGGAGUAA